Messenger RNA from Penicillium riverlandense, 1407 nucleotides. RefSeq lists its product as uncharacterized. The coding region runs from base 1 to 1407 and encodes 468 amino acids. The transcript is spliced from 2 exons. NCBI's taxonomy places the organism in Eukaryota, Fungi, Ascomycota, Eurotiomycetes, Eurotiales, Aspergillaceae. The record is from RefSeq and is a predicted model, not a curated record.
AUGGCCCCUGAUACACAGAACAAGGUUUGCCUAGAUGUGGCAGUCGACCACCGGAUCAGACGGCUUUUCAAGCCUGUCCCCAAUGAACUGACAAAGCGUUCCAAUCAUGUCUCCUGUAUCGAGGCACGAGGGUGGUCACUGAAACGGCCGCACAGCGAGACUCAAGUUACUACGCAGCUGGCAGGCCCAGCGGUCAAGGGCGGCAUAGCCGUCGCCCUGCAGCAGCCGCGGCACAAUCACCCAUUCGAGAAGGGUCUCAAUGCCGUCAUCCAGGAUUGUGAAACUCUCCGUGCUAUUGAUGACAUAUUUGCUGUUGUCUCUUGUGAUUCCCUCAAUAUUCGGACGAACAUCGCGGUCGUCGACUUGCUGCCUUAUGUGUCUGAAGACAUACCAGAGAUUGACGAUGUGACAUUGAAGGAGUCAUUCCGUGCGUCAACGCAAAUUAUUUGUGAUAAGGAACCCGAUGUCUUACUCUGCGCGGGCAAGAUAUGGCUGCAGAAGGUGGGCAAAUUCGAUGACCGGAAAGGGGAUGCUUGGAAGUUUGAGAGCAUCGGUGUUGGGGGGAAGUUUGGUAACACUCCCAAAUUGCCCGUCGCAGCGAAGAUCCGUCACGGCGAGAGGGGGUUUGUAACUAUCCGUAGGGUGAAUGGCUUCCACCCGAGCCAUGCGAUGAACCAUCACCCGCACGUCAGUCUUUUGAGGCAGCUUCAGAUUUUGAUAGGCGCUGAAGCUUGUGGGAUGUUGAGAGGAGACUGGGAAGAGGAGGAGUGGAUGGUGUCACCGUCCCAAUCUCCUCGAACACAGAGCCCAGGUCAAAGCUCAACCAGGCGCAAUGAUCCCAAGUAUUUGCCAUACUACCAAGAGCUCUACUCUGAUACACUGCUUGACCUACAAAAACGUGUCAACCUUAUCGUUUCGGAUCCAAUACUAGUCAAGACAUCGUCCACAGCGCUCUACAAAGCCCUCCUCACCAGCGGUCUGAGCGAGUCCUGUAACGAUGCGACCCUUAUCUUGCGCCAAAUGUUUCGUCUCCAGCGCAAAGGCUGGCACGAACGUGUAGCCUGGAAGAACAAGGCCGCCCUAAAUGAAGCCGCAAGUGGUACGAUUCGAUUCACCGAGAAUCUGCGAAAAGCCUCUAAGCCUGGCAAAGUCUCGCAGUUUGCGGAGAUCAUCCGGCAAGGAGCAGGCAUUCUCCACGAGAGUGUUAUGAUUGGGAGAGGCGGGCGAUCCGAGUAUGAGCUGGACUUGAAAGGAGCUGGCGAUUCAUUUCUUACCAUCGCUACUAAUAUCGAGACACUGCUAAUGGAUCUUCUACUGGAAGAAGAGAAAGCGCUCUGUGCUUUGGGGCAAGAAGAGAUAUUGUCGAGUGAGAUGCGGAGGAUGACCCUGGCAUCGGCGGUCAAGUGA